Messenger RNA from Nothobranchius furzeri (turquoise killifish), 3892 nucleotides. RefSeq lists its product as uncharacterized. NCBI's taxonomy places the organism in Eukaryota, Metazoa, Chordata, Actinopteri, Cyprinodontiformes, Nothobranchiidae. The record is from RefSeq and is a predicted model, not a curated record.
CUGGCCCGCCUGGCCCCUCCCACCUCUGUGGAGGCAUUACAUACUGCUGGUGCUCCUGCUCUUAGCAACGGUGCCUCAGCAACACAGCCACGGCAACAGCGUGCCGUGUCUCCCCAAUGGAGCUGCCAUUGGGCGGACCAGCUCUCAGGCACUACACCCAGAGCAGACCGAGACCUCACCGACAAAAACUGAACUAUCGUCCCAGCAGACCACAGGAGACGAUAAUUGAAAGUGAAAAUGAAGUCCUUGAGCUCAUGGGGCGAGUGGAUGAAGGAGUUGAGGAGUUCUUUACAAAGAAAGUGCUUCCUACUGAAACACAAAGCAAGCAAGACGAAGAAUGUAUCACGCUGCAGGAAGUGGCUCCUGCCAGCUCGGUCCCUUGUCCGCCACCGACAAAAACGCUCAGGAGGAAGCUUGGCGAUUUCUUUACACUCAAGAAGAAGCGAGGCCUAAAAUCAGAGCCGAGCCAGGAGGGCCGCUCCAAAAAGGCGUCCAUCGCUGAUCUCAUCCGACCCCUCAGGGAGGCUGCCAGGUCAGAAAAAGACAAAGACAAGGACAGAGUGAAGGAGCACGACAAGGAAAAUGAAAAAGAGAAAGCAAAAGGACGACCCAGCGUUGGAGAAUCAGCGGAUCAGGAGACACCUGUUACUGGUGACGCUCCACUGAGGAGCGAGGCGGUACCUCCCCGCAGAGCUCUCAGAGAGGGGAAGUCCCAGUCUCUCAUUCUGCUCUCUGGAUCAGCAGCAGCAGGGCCCACCAACACCAGAAACACUGCUAAGAAACCGCUGGAAGGCCAACACAGCUUUGAGCAGAAACUUCAUCUCAUGCUUCAGCGCAUUGGAGUUUCUAAACCUCAGCCAGGAGAGUCACAGAACCAAGAAGGAGAGAUGAAAAAAGCAGAGUCUGAAGGCACCAUCAUUGACAGCAAAUCUGAGCCACCUUCUACUUUCUCAAAACCUCGAACAAUGUCUGCGUCAUCAGACACUCGACAUCAAAUCCGAGCGAGUGUGUCGGCACACGAGGCAGCUGGGAAACCUGCGCUGCCUCCUAAACCAGUAAUCAAAUCAGGCCCGCCUCCCACAACAUCUGGUCGCAAUACGCCUGAGAACGAGUUAACACAGAUACAGGAGGCAGAGACCAACACGCCCACUAAACUCAGUCCAACCAUAGCUUCAGCAGUUCCGUCAGCUCCUGGCCCGACGACUACCACUGCUCCCUCUGCACAAACAAUCCCAAUCUCAGUCCCUGACUUAGCCAGCAUUACAGUCCCCCCUUCUAUUACUGUGUCGCCCUCUGACACAGAGAUAUGCACUGACUCCAUCAACCCUACAAAAGCAGCGCCAACACCCACUGAUGGUGCAGUCAGUGACAGAAAGGCCUCUACUCCUAACGCUAGUACACCUAGCACCAAAGCACCCACCUCCACCUUGCUGACAACGCUCGCAAGCACCACUACACCAGCAGAACCCCUCACCUCUAUCCCAGCUCUGCUCACCUCCUCUGAGUCCAUAACCAUAACCUCAGAAUCACCAACUACUUCUUCCACCGUCGCUCCAGAAGCCCCAGUAAGGCCCAGUAAGCAAAGCUCAGUUUCCACAACAUCAACAGAUCCGUUAGCUAUGGUGACUUCACCAGAGCAAAAUGGUUCACUCUCAACUGAUGCUGGUCCAGCCACUGGAGGUGAUGGAGAUAUUUCUGUCCCUACCACAGCAUCUUCAUCCCUGACUUGCAUGUCAGAACCAGGCUUGCAUGCCACCAUGGAUACUGAAGCAGGGGAAACCAGAACCACCUCUGCAAUGCUAGCCCCUAAAACCACAUCUGACUCAAAUGAUACAGCUGCAAUUUUGCGUGAUGUCCCCGUUACCACAUCCUCUUCUGUUGUCUCUUUUGUCCUUCCUCCCAUCUCCUCCUCUUCCUCAACCACCGUUGAAACCAUCAACCCAACAUCCAGUGACCAUAUGAGCUCUGCGCCUUGCAACAUUCAGCCAUCCACUCUUAUCCCCGGUGACAUCUCUGCUCCCUCUACUUCUUCCAGUGGCACAAACCCAACAGACACCCCUCCCACGGCCACCAGUUCAAACCGUGCAGAUGUGACUUCCACCAGCAGCUCCGCACACGCUGCUGCAAUUAGCUCCCCACACAUAACUGGGUCGGAUCCCAUUCCGACACUGCCCCCAACUGAUGAUGAUUCAAGUGGAUCCUCUCACCAUCUGACAGGUCAGGCGCCCUUUAACGGUAAUCUGUGCCCAGACAGUGAUUUGCAGACAUCUUGUGAGGAUGGAGCCAGAGAAGAAAAAGCAGAGGAGUCCACAAAAGAAGACAACGCAGUAGACGAGGAACCUGAAGUGGCAGACGAGUCAGCUGAGCUGGAUGUGAAGAAAGAAGUAGUUUCUACUGAGAAGGAGAGCAAAAGUGACAAUGACAAACCAGCACUUGGCAACAGUGAUGUAACAGGAAAAGAGGUGCAGGAAGAGAACGCUGCAGACGAAGCACCAUCUGAGCCUGCGUUGGGUAAAGAAGGUGAGCGGAGCGGGGAUGAGAUUGUCACCAAGGCUCAGGAGCAACAGGCAGCUUUGCCAAUGGGCGAUAAGUGAAAUUAAAGAAGUUGCUAAAUAUGGGACCAACAACUGUGACAGGCAGGAAAGUCCACAGUAAGGUGUACCAAGGGGUGGGAGGGGUGGGAUGGGGAUGAUCCAUGGCACUUCCUACAGGGACCAUCACAUAACUACAGCACACCACAAAGUGGAGUGGGCCACUGGACCAAAGAACUGAGAUCCCCUAGGUGUGAUGUGAUCAACAAAUCCAGCAGUGUCUUUGUCCUUUUUUAACUUUUUGUUUGAGAUUUUGCAUUGCACGUAUGAUUAUGUACCAUAAGAAAUCUACCAUGGUGAAAUACGCCAUGUUUACAAAAGAUAAGAGACAUAGCUAUGACUAUUAAAUGGAUUAUUCAAUUGACUGGGUCACUCUGUCAGCCUUUUAUGUGUGAAUAUGAUAUUUAUAGUGAAGUCAUGUGACUUUUUUUCUGUCUAGGAAAUUUUCAGUCAACAUGAAAUUUAUAAAUUUUUCUAAAGUUUUCAAUUACAUCUUACGACCUUUCUCAGUUGCUGUGGAGAUCUUGCAGUUUAUUCUUUCACAUAAGGACAUAUGUGCUUUCCUCUGCUUAUAUUUUAUGUUGUAUUUAAAUAUUCCCAGUGAAAAAAAGAGAACAAUCUCCUCAGGAUGAUCAUGAGGUUAAAUUAAGAGCAUCAUUUUCAUUUUCUUGGUUGAAAAUGUAUGGAAGCUUAGAGCUGCCACCCACACAAAAUAAUAUUGGAGCAAUAUCACAUUAUAACAUCAUAACUUUAUUGUUCCAUAUAACUUUCACGUUAGUACUAUAUAUAUUUUUAUAUAUUUAUCACGUUUGAGUAAUAUAAUUUCAUGCUUUGACAAUAAAAUUUUAUGUUGUACUAACAUGAAAAUUAUAUAACAUUAGAGUAUUUUGUGAGAACAUGAUAGUAUAUUAUACAAACGUGAUAACAUAUUGUAAGAACAUGAAAAUGAUGUUGUUAAAACAAUAAAGAUAAGAUGUUAUCACGUGAUAUUGCUCCAAUUUUAUUUUGUCUGGGUGGCAGCUCUGCAUUGCCGUAAAAAUGUGAAUAGCAGAGUAUUAAUAAUUCAGUUUAUUAUAUUUGUUAAGUGUUCGAUAUAAAUGUUACGAAUGCAUCCACAGAGAGACAAUAAAGUCAAAGAAAACUAUCCUCUGUCAUACUACUCUUAGAAUGAUGAAACUGGAAGCACAUGUUUGAAAAUUAAAACUUCCUAGAAGCAAAACAAACAGCAAGAGGAAAAACAAUAUUUUUAUGAGGACUUUUGUGGCUUAAAUUAGUUUUGGUGAAAUAAAAGAAAAAACAUU